AUGAAGUUGAAUGCAUUAUAGAUAAACGAUUUGAUGAACAAAGUAAAUCCAAUUAGGUUAAAUUAAAUAAUAAGGUUAUUCACACUCUUAAAGAAAAUGGUAACUUUUUUGAGAAUCUAAAAAACGACAUAUGAAAAUAAUGGUUAUAGAAUUCUAUUAAAUAAAAGGAAUAAUUUCUUCUAAAAAUAAAUUACAAUUUUGAUUAAUGAAACUCAAAGAGUUUUUAAUAAAAAAUAUCACUUAAGAAAAUGA
Messenger RNA from Paramecium pentaurelia, 252 nucleotides. The record is from the annotation of a GenBank genome assembly. Lineage: Eukaryota; Ciliophora; Oligohymenophorea; Peniculida; Parameciidae.